Ochotona curzoniae (black-lipped pika) is the source of this 1967-nucleotide messenger RNA. It is a transcript of the gene GARIN3, whose product is annotated as family with sequence similarity 71 member B. NCBI's taxonomy places the organism in Eukaryota, Metazoa, Chordata, Mammalia, Lagomorpha, Ochotonidae. The record is from RefSeq and is a predicted model, not a curated record. Bases 1 to 1857 code for a protein of 618 amino acids. Gene Ontology annotation, cellular component: nucleus. The transcript has 3 exons.
AUGCCUGGAAUAAAGAGAACAAUGAGCAAUGAAUCUGUAUCUUUGUUACCGUAUUACACGGCCCACAGCUACCGUUCAACAGGUGUGUUCAACACCUCCAUGGGGGACUUGCAACGGCAACUGUACAAGGGAGGAGAGUAUGACAUCUUCAAGUAUGCACCCAUGUUUGAGAGCGACUUCAUUCAGAUCAGCAAGAAAGGAGAGGUAAUUGACGUUCACAACCGUGUCCGCAUGGUGACAGUGUGCAUCGCUUCCACCAGCCCCAUCCUCCCGCUCCCUGACGUCAUGCUGCUGGCACGGCCAGCAAAAGCCUGUGAGGAGCAUGUCAAACAGGGCCGGAUCAGCAAGAACAAAGGCCGCAAACCUCUAAAGACGCUAGAGCUCACGAGGCUGCUUCCCUUGAAGUUUGUCAAGAUUUCCAUCCAUGAUCGUGACAAACAGCAGCUGCGCCUCAAGUUGGCCACUGGCCGGACGUUUUAUCUACAACUGUGUCCCUCUUCAGAUGCACGAGAAGAUCUCUUUUGUUACUGGGAGAAACUUGUCUACCUGCUGAGGCCACCAGCAGAGAGCAGCAGCAGCACCCCGACACUCCAAACUGCGGAUGCGACAACUAAUGAUGAUAAGAGCCUGGUGGCUUCAGGCUCUCAUGGAACUGGAAGCCCAGAUGGUGGGACUCAAAAGCUGCAGGAGGUAUCUGCAGCCUCCUCCUCUGCUUAUGUUGGGGGAGAGGGAAUCAAGGUUGCUACAGCUUCUGGAACAGCAAGCACUCCAGAGCACAAGCAAGGAGCUGCAGGAGUGGCAGGAGCGGCAGGAGAGGCAGGAGAGGCAGGAGCGGCAGGAGAGGCAGGAAUAGCUAGUGGUGUGGCAGCCACAGGGGUAGCAACAGGCACCAGUACAGGUACAAUGAUAGCAGGGGCGGUAGUGAGUCCUGCAGCAGGUGCCGUGAGCCUGGCAACAAGCAAGUCCGUGGGCUCAGGUCAGAUAAUUACGGCCCUGGCAGCAACAACCAACAGUGAGCCAGGAGAAUGUGGAGCCAGCAGUGCCGUGGCAGGUGCCGCCAGCAUAACUGCUGAUGGUGUGAAUGUGGUCUUGGCAGGUGUCACCAGCACUGCCUCCUCAGCAGUUACCUCUGCAGUGGCUUCCAGUGUCUCUCCAGAUAGCAGUGUGAGUGUGGUAUUGGCAAGUGCUGCCAUAACAACCAACGUGCCUCCUGCAGAAAAGACUGAUGGACACGUGCCACCCCUCGUAUCGACCUUGAAGAGUGAUGGCUACAUGUCCGAACGCGAUGGAAGUCAGAAGAUCCCCAAGACCCAUGCUGAAGUCCAGAAGGAAAGAAAAGAAAGAACUAAAAAGAACAGAAGUAGCAGCAGGAAAAGUUCCCGUCAUCAUAGGACAGGUGAAGUUCACCACAGGACAGGCGGGGACAAGAGCCGGAAAUCAUCCUCCCACCGGUCCCUCUCUGGCCGCAAGACAAGAGAUGACAAAAGAGAAAAAGGACAGGGCAACCCAAGGAGCAGGGGACAUGGCUCUCAUAAAAGUGCCAGCCACAGCCCCACCACCAGGGAGUCCAGGACAGCUCACAAACUAGGGAAGAGCCGAUCUGCAACCACAUCCAGUUCUCUAAGUAAGAAAACCAGUAAAAUUGGCUCUUUCUUGAGGAGCUUCAGAGCCAUCCCUGGUUCAAAAACAGGAGUGACAUCGCAUGACAGAGAAGUAGACAUCGUAGCUCAGACUGUGGAGAAGCACAACAUAGAGGCCAAAGUGGGGAAGGACCAGGAUGGUCAGGAGCUGGGGAUCACUGGUACCAUCACAUCAGAGACAAAGGAGACUAUAAUCUUUGAAGCCAAAUCCAUUUAGAUAGGAGCCAGGGCAGGAAGCUGCAAGCAGACUCCGGUGCUCGGGAAGAAUGCAUAGAGAGCCAAUUCCAGCUUUCUUUAUGGCAGUUUAAAAUAAAAGAAACCUACAAC